CUAUAGAUUGGUAACAUCGUGACUUAUUUUAACAUGUAUGUUAAUGUACUGUAACAAAGCUGUUUAGUGAUGGCUUUAUGACCUGAGACUGCGCGCGAUUACACAUCUCGCGGGUUUACCACUUGACUCGUUAUCUUCAGGGAGUCGCAGCUACAAAGAUGACGAACAUAAAUGUUAUACAUUGACGCCCACAACAUGUUCGAUUCAGAAGAAGGCGCAUCUUCGCUGGAUAACCUGUUUUAUGACGGGCCUGUGAUUCAUAAAGUAAAACCUUUAUGUCAUGGACAGUAUUCCAGGACAUUCAAUGCUCCAUCCUCACUAUCAGAAAUACCUGCAAGGCAAGGCAUUCAAGGCAAGGCCGCAACACUCUCAUCAUAUGGUUACACUCAGAGAUCAAAGAAGUUUCUCCCUCCGCCAAAUAAGCUCAAUUGCAAUCCUGUUGAAAGUGUCCAAGUGUCCAAGACUAUGAAAUCACAGGAGCUGGAGGAAUCUGUUCUGUGGACACAUGAAACCUCUGGAAAAAGAGGUAUCUCUAUUGGUUCAGUGCAGGAUAUGGAUUGCCUUUUGGAAACAAGACCUUCACCUCCUGCCAGUUACUCUGCCUUCAAGACUCAGUUGUUCAGAACUCCUGCAAAGAUGUCUGGGAAUGGUGAAGACGGUAUAACAAAUCAGUUGACAGCAAUAACAAAUGAUGACCCUUUCCUGGGUCAGGUUGCUAUGACAACAAGAGGUCCGCAGAAAGCGCAUGCUGUUGCUACCUGUAGUCCGUUUAUUGGUACGGGCCGAGCAGAGCAGUGCCAUUCUGUAGAGCAAAAAGAUGGUUUUCAUGCAAAUACAGUCCAUGAUCUCCAGCUUGCUUCUAAACCAAUAGAAUUUGAAGGGUCAUCUGGAAGAGGAACUCUCCGUCCAGUCUCUGAAAUUCCUGCUAAAUUCAGAAGUGUAUUCAAAGAAUUCCCCUACUUUAACUACUUACAGUCCCAAGCAUUGGAUGAUAUUCUAUACACCAGUAAAAACUUUGUUGCCUGUGCCCCUACGGGCUCUGGGAAGACCGUGCUCUUUGAGUUGGCCAUUAUUCGUCUUCUGCUUGAGGUUUCAGAGCCCUGGCACAAUGUCAGAGCUGUAUACAUGGCACCAAUUAAGGCUCUUUGCGGUCAGCAAUAUGAAAACUGGAACCAAAAAUUUGGACCUCUCGGACUAAAAUGCAAGGAGCUUACAGGAGACACAGAGAUCGAUGACAUGUUUGAAGUCCAGGAUGCUCAUCUAAUUUUGACAACUCCGGAAAAAUGGGACAGCAUGACAAGAAGGUGGAAGGAUAACUGUUUAUUGCGGUCUGUCCGUCUCUUUCUCAUCGAUGAGGUACAUGUGGUGAAAGACAAAACCCGUGGAGCCACUCUUGAGGUUGUAGUCACCAGAAUGAAAACCAUGUAUUCAUACAGCCAGGCUGUAAAUCCAGAGUCAAAUGCUUCAAUGAGAUUUGUGGCUGUUUCCGCCACCAUCCCCAAUAUUCAGGAUAUAUCUGAAUGGCUGUCAGAUGAAUCAGGGCCUGCCACUUGUCUGGAGAUGGAUGAGAGUCAUAGGCCAGUGAAACUGAGGAAGGUCGUGCUUGGGUUCCCCUGUGGAAACAAACAGAAUGAAUUUAAGUUUGAUCUUUCUCUAAACUACAAAAUGGCCAAUAUCAUUCAGACCUACUCGGAUCAAAAACCAUCACUUGUGUUUUGCUCUACAAGAAAAGGAGUUCAACAGUCUGCUGCUGUGCUUGCCAAAGAUGCCAGAUUCAUUAUGAGCAUUGACCACAAACAGAGGCUAAUAAAGUAUGCAAACUCAACAGUUGAUUCAAAACUCAAAGAUCUGAUUCUUUGUGGCAUUGGAUAUCACCAUGCCGGCAUGGGAGUGUCAGACAGAAAAGUGGUUGAAGAUGCAUUUACAGUGGGUGACCUGCCAGUGUUGUUUACAACCAGCACCUUAGCCAUGGGUGUGAAUCUUCCAGCCCAUCUAGUGGUUAUCAAAUCCACACUGCACUAUGUUGGUGGCGCAUGUGAAGAGUACAAUGAAGCUGACCUGUUGCAGAUGAUUGGGAGAGCAGGCAGACCACAGUUUGAUACAACAGCAACUGCAGUGAUCAUGACCAGGUCUCAAACAAAGAACAAAUACACACAGUUUUUGAGUGGCAUAGACAGCAUUGAGAGCAGUUUGCAUACAAACUUGGUGGAGCACUUGAAUGCUGAGAUUGUUCUCCACACCAUAUCUGAUGUCAACAUGGCUCUAGACUGGAUUCGCUCAACCUUCUUGUACAUCCGUGCUUUAAAAAACCCCAAGCACUAUGGUUUCCCCCCUGACCUUGACAAAUGUGGAAUUGAAACUAAAUUACAAGAACUGUGCUUGAAAAACCUGAACUCUUUGGCCUCAUUGAAUCUGAUUACCAUGGAUGAAGACAUUAACAUCAAACCCACAGAGACAGGAAAACUCAUGGCCAGAUAUUGUGUCGCCUUUGACACUGUGAGGCAGUUUAGUGAGGUGACAGGAAACGAGACUUUACCUGAACUGAUUGAAAUGAUAUCAAAGGGGAAGGAAUUUAGCGAUGUGCAAUUGAGAGUAAACGAGAAAAAAACCUUGAACAUGCUGAACAAGGACAAGAACAGAACUACCAUCAGGUAUCCCAUGGAGGGAAAGAUCAAAAGUAAUGACAUGAAAGUAAACUGUCUGAUUCAAGCUCAGCUCGGCUGUAUCCCCAUUCAGGAGUUUGGACUCAUACAGGACACUGGAAAGAUAUUCCGAAAUGCAAUUAGAGUCAGCAAAUAUCUGACUGAGUUUCUCCGUCAUCACUCUCAAAAGAAUUUCUCUGCUCAGCUCAACUCUUUGAUACUUGCCAAAUGUUUCAGAGCCAAACUGUGGGAAAACUCACCUUAUGUUUCCAAACAGCUUGAGAAGAUAGGACAGUCAUUUGCCACAGCCAUGGUGAAUGCAGGGCUCACAACAUUCAGCAAAAUUGAGGAGACCAGUCCUAGAGAGCUAGAGCUAAUUGUGAACCGACAUCCUCCCUUUGGAAACCAAAUAAAGGAAGCCGUCAGCAAACUCCCAAAAUAUGAAGUGAAUUUGGAACAGAUUCAACGAUAUAAUGUGUCAGCUGAGAUUGUUGUCACUGUGAACUCAAAGAAUUUUAAAGAGAUGGCAGCGAAACAGACAGCACCAGACCACCAUCAUGUCACACUCAUUAUUGGGGACUGUGACAAUAAUGUCGUUUUCCAACAGAAAAUUAUGGAUGCAGUACUCUUGAAGUCUGGGAAAUGGUCAAAGAGAAUUGAGGUCGCAAGAAUAUCAAAGGGAGAGGAGAUCAACAUUCAUUUGAUAAGUUCAGAAUAUGUGGGUCUGGACAUACAGAAGAAGUGCAGCACCUUCUUCUUAGGAGAGAAGAGUUUUGGCACUGAAUCUCAGGUCAUACAGAGCCCUACAUGGAGAAUGCAGAGGGUUCUGAAGCCAUUUAUAGAAAACCCAGUACUGACAACUCGGACAAACAAAGUUCACAGUCCUAUACAACAACAACAACAACAACAACAUGAUCAGUCCUCAGACAGAGAUCAACCUACUCAAGAUACUUUAAAGAGACAGUGUAAUCAUCUCUGCAGAAAUAAGGAGCUCUGUGGACAUGACUGUUGCAAAGUUGGAGUUGAAAUUAUUUUGAAAAGACCAGCAAAUCAGUCCAGUUUCUCAUCAUACCUUAAAGAUAUGAAAAUGAGGAAUGUGAGACUCACAGAGACUCCUGCGAAACGCUUGAAGAUGAUGAUGAAUAAUGAAACAGCAGCUAUAGGCAUGCAACAGUUCUCAUACAAACCCAAAGACACACUUCCUGCUGUCAAGAACAUUAGGGUAAGUCAGUGUUAUACUCAAAGUAGAUGUGAAAACCCAAAACUACCAAGUGAUAAUUCAUCUUUUGAAGGUUACGAUGACUGUAUGGGAGGCUUUUAUUCUGAAAUGGUAGAUCAUGGACAAGCUACUUCUUCAGCUCAAGAGGUUGUAUGUGGUCAACUGAAGACCCUCAAACAUAAACAGAUGAAUGGAAUCGCCUCUCAUAAAGCUGAUGUUUAUUCAACCCAUGCAAAUCCAGAGCACUGCUCUGACUGGGCUGGUACUCUUAAUGUGACCUUUGACCUGGGAGUGAAUGAUUGGGAUGAUUUUGAUGAUGGUCACUUGCUCCAUGCUACUGAGUUGUGUUGUGAAUCUGAAGCAUGCGAUCUAAAGAUGGGUCAUUAUCAACCAACAAAUGCUGGGUGUCUGUCUGCAGUAGCACAAACUCAAGCCCAAACCACACAAAAAACAUUAAGUUCAAUCUUGCCACAAAGAAUACAUCUUCCAGUGGCUGCUACACCUCAGACUAGAGUGUGCUCAGAAAUAAGCAUGAACACACCUUCCAACCAGAGAGAGACCAAAAAAACUACACUCCUUGAUAUUUUCUCAAGGGUAAACACAGCUCAACAGGAAAACAUAUAUGCUAACAGGGAAUGUGCAAAGGACAGCGACAAUGAGGCAGAUGUUUAUAUUGAUAUAUUUGAUGGUCUGUUGUAAGUUUUAGCACUGGUAUGUUCCUGUGCUUUCAAAAUAUGGACAAUGUCAGAAAAAAAACGUCUUACUUUUAUUAUUUUGUUCUGUAUGUAGAAACAAAGUUAUUGGAUGCAAGGGCAACCCAUUGAUUUUGAAAAAACUGUUUAAUAUACUAACCGUCUUAGAUAUUUAAAUUCUUGUGAAAAAAUGAAAAUGUUAGAAAUAUGUGUUAUACAUUCAAUAUUAAAGUAAAAUGUUAGCAAACGAAAGAUCAUGCUGGUCCUUUUGUUACCUGGCCUAUAUCUGAUGAGCACAGGCUGACCAGCGAAUCUCCAGAAAAUGUACUGCCUUAGCAAAUUUAGAACAAGCAAAUCGAAGUCAGACAGUUGUGGCUUAAUUUUAUUUCAAUUUUUUGUUUAACAGUCAAUCAUACAUAAUUUACAGUGAUUUUUAUUGGAUAUUAAUAAACUGCCCUAUUUACCUAAA
Molecule: messenger RNA, 5022 nt
Organism: Triplophysa dalaica
Lineage: Eukaryota; Metazoa; Chordata; Actinopteri; Cypriniformes; Nemacheilidae
Gene: hfm1
Product: helicase for meiosis 1
Exons: 40
Coding region: 172-4560 (1462 amino acids)
Molecular function (GO): ATP binding; nucleic acid binding
Source: RefSeq, a predicted model, not a curated record